This is a messenger RNA of Telopea speciosissima, 695 nucleotides long. RefSeq lists its product as uncharacterized. The record is from RefSeq and is a predicted model, not a curated record. The coding region runs from base 35 to 607 and encodes 190 amino acids. Lineage: Eukaryota; Viridiplantae; Streptophyta; Magnoliopsida; Proteales; Proteaceae. The transcript has 4 exons.
UCCUGCCUCUCUCUAGCUUGAGUUUCUGAGGCAAAUGAGUUCCUCAGUUGAUUACAGAGAUGAUAAUGUCGAAAGUUGGAUCUUGUCGAAGAGUCAAGAUUAUUUCUCUUGUGGCGCCAAGCCAGGUGAGAACAUCAUGCCUGUGGAGCUUGCAAUCAAAAGAGAGAUAGCGUAUCGAAAAAGAAUAAUGACGGUACGAACACAGACUCCCGUUGGUUCUAGAGAUGCCUCUAUGUCUUCCAAGGAGACAUCCCCAAGUCAAAGUUUAGUGGGAAUAAAGAGAAAAGAACCAUCCUGCAACUUCCAAUGCUUGCCAAAACUCUCUUCCAGUUGCCAACUGCUUCAAAACCGUUCAGUAGGUCUGAACCGAAAGUUAGUAUUGAAUGUCAAGCAGCGCACUAGAGUUAGUGGAUACAAGAACUUGUAUAAAGGGUUGGAGGAAAAUCAAGAGUACAUUGGACAGAAAGGAGGCCAGCUAUGGUGCAAUGCAUGUAAUGUUCAAUGCUCGGGUGAGUACUGUUUGGCGCAGCAUUUUAUGGGCAAGAAGCAUGCUGCCUGCAUUGAGGAAAUCAAGAAUGGAAAGAGAGAAGGAACCGAAGCUGCCUAGGUCUAGCUGAAGGAACUGAAAUGUGUAUCUUAGAUCUGUAAAUGCCUAUAUACCACUUAAGUUCAGCUAACUUUGUUAUUCCCAGGAC